GACAAACGUGUCAGCGCUACAGAGAUGCUUGAGCUCCUGCUGUUCACAGAGUUCAGAGAACCAGAGGAAGAGACGGAGGCCCUGCCUUAUGAUCACUCUAUGGACAACACAGAAGUGACUCUCGAUUAAUGGAAACUUUCUUUCAACAACGCCAUGAGGAGAGCUGCUUUGUUAAUACUGCUGACGGGUCUCUUGGCCAGCGGACAAGAGCUACGCUGGGAAAACGGCUAUGACCAGCCUCUAGAUUUUGACUGCCCUGCAGGACAGUCGAUAUCCUACAUAAAGAGCCAACAUGAUAAUCGUCGUGAGGACCGGAUGUGGGAGUUCGGCUGUAAAAAAACCUUCGAUACUGCCAGAGACUGUUUCUUGACGCCUUACGUCAAUGAUUUUGACCAAGCGUUCACCUACGAGUGUCCACCGCACCACAUCAUCACAGGAAUGGCCAGCUACCACGGCAAUAGGCAGGAGGACAGGCGCUGGCAGUUUUACUGCUGUAGAGGUAAGGGCUACUGUACGUCUGGCUGCCAGUGGACGACUUAUGUGAACUAUUUUGAUGAGGCCUUCCACUGGACCGUACCAAACCAAAGCUACCUGGUGGGUGCUGAAAGCUACCAUGCAAAUAGACAAGAAGACAGGCGCUGGAAGUACAAGUAUUGUGCUAAAAAACAAUGUUGAGAUUCUCAAAUGCAAAUGAUCUCAAAUCUGAAAUAAACGCAAGAUG
Onychostoma macrolepis is the source of this 721-nucleotide messenger RNA. Its product is annotated as hemagglutinin/amebocyte aggregation factor-like. The record is from RefSeq and is a predicted model, not a curated record. Gene Ontology annotation, cellular component: extracellular matrix. NCBI's taxonomy places the organism in Eukaryota, Metazoa, Chordata, Actinopteri, Cypriniformes, Cyprinidae. Gene Ontology annotation, molecular function: extracellular matrix structural constituent. The transcript is spliced from 6 exons. The coding region runs from base 154 to 675 and encodes 173 amino acids. Gene Ontology annotation, biological process: collagen fibril organization.